This is a messenger RNA of Solea solea (common sole), 3169 nucleotides long. It is a transcript of the gene gpd1l, whose product is annotated as glycerol-3-phosphate dehydrogenase 1 like. Lineage: Eukaryota; Metazoa; Chordata; Actinopteri; Pleuronectiformes; Soleidae. Gene Ontology annotation, molecular function: glycerol-3-phosphate dehydrogenase [NAD(P)+] activity; NAD binding; protein homodimerization activity. Gene Ontology annotation, biological process: glycerol-3-phosphate catabolic process; carbohydrate metabolic process. The coding region runs from base 102 to 1157 and encodes 351 amino acids. The transcript is spliced from 8 exons. Gene Ontology annotation, cellular component: cytosol; glycerol-3-phosphate dehydrogenase (FAD) complex. The record is from RefSeq and is a predicted model, not a curated record.
ACGUCAUCAGUAUGAGACAGGGACUGAGUGGCAGCGGGUGAUUGCUGAGUUUAACGGUGUUUCUGAGGAAAAAGAGCCGGAGGAAAGAGAAACCAUCAGCCAUGGCUUCUCCGCUCAAAGUCUGCAUAGUGGGCUCCGGAAACUGGGGCUCAGCCAUCGCCAGAAUCAUUGGAAGUAAUGUCAAGUCGUUGCAGCAUUUUGCCGACACGGUGAAUAUGUGGGUGUUUGAAGAAAGCGUUAACGGCAAGAAGCUCAGUGAAGUCAUCAAUACGGAGCAUGAAAACGUCAAAUACCUGCCUGGAUAUAAACUGCCAGAGAAUGUGGUGGCUGUUCCAAAGCUGUGUGAUGCUGCGGACGGCGCUGACCUGCUCGUGUUUGUGGUCCCUCACCAGUUCAUCAGGAAGCUCUGUGAUGAGAUGGUGGGUUGUGUCUCCACGAAUGCUCGAGGAAUCACACUCAUCAAGGGGAUCGAUGAAGGUCCUGAGGGCCUGAAGCUCAUCUCUGACAUCAUCCGAGAAAAGAUGGGGAUUGACGUCAGUGUCCUCAUGGGAGCAAACAUCGCCAACGAAGUGGCCGCUGAGAAGUUUUGUGAAACCACUAUAGGCAGUAAGAUCCUGGAGAAUGGUCAGCUGUUCAAGGAGCUGCUGCAGACGCCUAACUUCAGGAUCACAGUGGUGGAUGAUGCCGAUACCGUGGAGCUGUGUGGAGCUCUCAAGAACAUUGUCGCUGUCGGCGCGGGCUUCUGCGAUGGGCUGCGGUGCGGUGACAACACCAAGGCAGCCGUGAUCCGCCUGGGGCUGAUGGAGAUGAUAGCCUUCGCCAAACUCUUCUCCAAGGACGGCUCUGUUUCUACGGCAACUUUUCUGGAGAGCUGCGGCUUGGCCGACCUCAUCACAACGUGCUACGGUGGCCGCAAUCGACGAGUGGCAGAGGCCUUCGUUACAACAGGAAAGAGCAUCGAGGAGCUGGAGAAGGAGAUGUUGAACGGUCAGAAGCUCCAGGGUCCGGCCACUUCAGCUGAGGUCUACCACAUCCUCAAACAGAAGAACAUAGUGGACAAGUUCCCUCUCUUCACAGCAGUCUAUCAGGUCUGUUUUGAGGGCAAGCCGGUCCAAGAGAUGAUCUCCUGCUUGCAGAGCCACCCAGAGCACAUGUGAUCCCUGCCCAGUGACUCCAACAGGGGGCAGCAGAGCACAACAGUGUGCGCUCUGUGUCAGUGGAUCAACCUUGCUCAGCAUUAACACUUCCAGUCAAACUAAUAUGGACACAGAGAAACCAAAAAAGCAAAACUGCCAUAUCUAUCUAUCUAUCUAUCUAUCUAUCUAUCUAUCUAUCUACUAACUACUUGAGUCUUAUAAUUUCACCUGUCUGUAUCAUUUUGACUAUUUCUGGGAUCAUUGUUUUUUAUUUGUAUGUUUAUGUGUCUCAGUGGUUCCCAAACUUUUUAGCCGCUGACCCCCAAAAACGACGGGGUGAGAGCCUCGGGUCCCCCAUUAUCAUUAUUAUAAUUAUAAUUAUUAUUAUUGUUGUUAUCACAAAAGACAUUAAACACAUCAUCCUGUUACCAGUGGUGCUUUCAAAUGACAAUCCGUCAGUCACCUCCCUACACUGGGUGUCCUGACCUCUAGUUUGGGAACCACUGCAGCUCAAACUCACACUCCGACCACACAGGGUGUUUCAACCGUCCUCUUCCUUUAUACUUUUAUACAGCAUUUUUUUUUUUUGCUGUUGACGGGCAUGAAAUGCUAAUGACACAACCUAAUGACAAAAAAGAUGACUCCGUUUUUUAUUACAUGGUAUUGUUAUAGCUUAGAUAUUUUAACAGGAUUGAACUCGUCGUGUCAAAGGGAAACUUGGCUGUGCACACAGGGAACCAGCCUCAGAUACAGAAGCUUGCACUCUUGGCUGAAAAAUUGGCUGAAAACAUGGAAAAGCAGAUGUAAACUUUAACAAAUAGCCUCCUAUUAAGAUCUUUUGCUCCUGCUUAAAGGGCCAGUAUGUCAGAAUUAGUGACUCCUAAUGGUGAAACUGCAGAUUGUAACAAAUGAUAGACUCAUCCACUCACUCUUUCCCAAGCUUUGGAGCCAAUUUUUCUUUCACAAAGUAGACUCUUAAUGUGCAUGUACAAUGUACAAGUUUGGUACAUAUGUAUGUUUUAUUUUAAAGCCAUUAUACUUGGAUACAGUACAUAGGUUUGGGUAGAAUAUUCAGUUUCUGGCCCCAACUUAGGGAUGCACGGUAUUAUUGGCUCUAAAAUGCAUUAUAGGAUGUCGCCAAACACACCUAGAUCGACUAAUGAUUCAUACCUCAUUGACUUAUGCUGUUGCCUUCUACAACUGUGAAUAUUUGUUACGAUUAUUUUUGCUCAGUGAAUUAAAUGUAUAUCUACAUGUGCUGCGACAAGAGUAGGCAAAAUAUUAUGUUCAUUUCACUACAGAAGAGACUAAACGGCCUCUGCAGUUGGGUGCAGGGAAAAACGUAUAUACUGUACAUCGUAUCGAUUAUUGGCCCAAUAUAUCGGGAGUGAUAUAUCUUGCAUAUUGGUAAAAAUAUCCUGCAUCCCUACUACAAAUGUCACAUGAAGUGGACAGUAAAUGUCAGAUUCUAUCGAGCUGAGGAUGUGAUGUCAUUCAACGGUACAUUUCAAAAAUUCAAAAGUGAUCAUUCAGUUAAAGAAAAUACCAUGAUAUGCUUAUGGUAGCAGUGUGACUAUGGUAACGUGAAGGAUUAUUGUUAUUUUUUUUUUUAAAAGAGGAAUCUUUAGAGCUACACAUGCCAUAAUAUUCUCUCUGCCUUCAUGUGUUCGCAUGUGCUUCUUUUUAUAAGAUGGCACCCUUUCCCUCACUGUGUGUUUGAAAAUGGACUGUGUGUGCGUGUUUGUACCGUGACAAUUCUGCUUCAUCAGUUUCACACGUAACGUAUCGACAGGAAGCGGCUGUUUAAAUGACUUAAAAAAAAACAAAACAAAACAAAACACACAAACCAGCUUUGUCAACCCAGCAUGAUACUGCCUCUGUGUCACACUGACACACUACAGACCAACAGCAGACACAAUCAUGUGUUGUAACCGUUUGUUUCAACAUCUUUGCUCAGCCACUCAGGUAAAAUGAAAAUCUGUUUUUCAUUAGAAUACUAACUGUGUGUUUAAAUAAAACUUUCCACUCACAAA